Drosophila simulans is the source of this 879-nucleotide messenger RNA. RefSeq lists its product as uncharacterized. The transcript is spliced from 2 exons. The record is from RefSeq and is a predicted model, not a curated record. NCBI's taxonomy places the organism in Eukaryota, Metazoa, Arthropoda, Insecta, Diptera, Drosophilidae. The coding region runs from base 90 to 332 and encodes 80 amino acids.
CUUUAUCAAUUUCGGGCGUUUCUGCGGAGGCUCGACGCACAUACACACACACGGCCAAUCGUAACCAGAUUUGUAGCGAGGGUCGCACCAUGGAUAGCGUCAAGUCGUUCUUCGCCGGCUCCACCAAGGAUGGCAGCCUGCCCAGCAACAGACAGGCCAAUGUGCCCGGCUCCUCAGUCGCCAGCCGCUGGGGUCGCAGCUGGAGCACCAGCUCGCAGCACACGGAUCCCGAGCCAGGAGCCACCAGCUCCGUCGCCAGCAAGAGCGGCAAUCCGUGCGAUGUGAAGCGCAAGGACAGUGACAACUACUUCUACAUCAUGUGGCGCGCUUGAAGAUUACCAGACGAUUGUGGAUCGGAGCACCAGUCGGAUGAGUCGCGAUCCGUGUCUAAAGUGACCUGCAGCUAUAUAUAUAUCUGAUACCCUAUUAGGAACAUCGGAGCGUCGUCAGCGGCAACAACCGCCUUUUGCCUUGUUGCACCAUCUCCAUUGGCCGAGUCCGGUGUUUAGUGAUACUAGUUAUUUAUUUACAAUUUUACACAAGACAUUCAUUCACCCCCCACACACUUGUACGUGCUGUCCGAUCGAUCCCUCCUCCUCCUCCUCCUUCUAUAUGGACGCCAUCACAAUCCUGGGCUUGAUCUACUGGCUGAUCUGCAUGAUUGCGUUCGGACCACUGAUGUUCUUUGUCUGCGUUUACCUGCCAGAGGUUCCGGUGCGAUAUGUGAAGGGUCUGAGGCAGCAGACCUGAGCGCCUCCAUCCUACUUGACCCCCAACUAGCAAAGUCCGUAGUACAUAGAUUGCCCAAGCUAUAGUUAAAAUGACAUUGAUGUACAACCGAUCGAUUUGUAAUAAAAGUGUACACAAGAAUGCAUUCAA